GUGUUUGGACGCUGGCUAACAGCGGGGCCUGAAUGAGAACGCGGAAGAGUGGGAGUGGGACGAGUCAGCCUACCAUCCUUUGUUUACCAUCAUAUGAGAACAUUGAAUGUGGUUGCUAAAACAUAUGUUGCGUCUUAAUUUGGGUUGUUAGACGUGAACAACAGAGAGAUAGCUAACCUAGUGUUUGCGACAAAAUAUAAUAAAGCUGAAUCUGUCCCGUGCUGUGCCAAGUCGAGCCUGAAGAGGGCGAUGUCUGACAACAGCAGCAGCUCAGGCAGCAGUGGCUCCUCCACCAACAGCUGGACCCUCCUUUCCCCCGAGGAAGCUGCUGUUGAGAAUGUCGGGCCGGUGGACGACGGCACAGAGAGCCUGGGCGACGUCCCCAGUCUCUCUGAGGAGGUGGCAGGAGCUGCUGCGGAGUUCAAACCCAGUGACAUUCCAGUAGAAACUGUCUUGUCUGAAGAAGGCCAUCAGGUGUGUCAAGAGACCUCUCCAGAGUCCAGUGAGGGUCCCGUCCCUUCCAGUCCAUCCCGGAUGAGUCCCCUUCCACCCAACCCCCUUGACCCUCCAGACCUAGAUCUGGAGAGUCAGCCUCCUGUCAUCCAUGAUAUUGUAACUAGUUCACCCAGUGACAGUGAGCUUCUUGGUGCCACACCCUUUGUCACCAACAUUGAUCUGGGGGCUCCAUUCGAUAUCCCCGUGCCUGACUUCCCCCCAGCUGAGCCUGAGGAGUUCAGCUCUGCUGCUCUCAUGACUGAGAUCCCUGUCUCUGCUGAGCCAGUGCUUGACACGCCUGCUGAUAUCGGGGCGAGCCUUUCUGAGGAGAGUCCUGUAUUCACUGCUGAACCUGAGGUUAACAUCCCCACGGAGACGCUUACAGCCGCUGAUCCUCCCUCUCAUGUUGAAGCUGAUGUCAGCCUCGUUCAUGAGAGUACAGAGCCACCAAGCCCAGUCCCAGAGAGCCUGGUGACAGAAGGCCCCAUCGCUGAUAGUCCUGCACCAGAGACUGUCGGUUCAGCUGAGGCUGUGGAGGAGGAGACGGAGCCAUCACAGACAGUGACCCAGUAUGAGCGAGAAGAAGAACAAGAAGAGCCAUCCAGUAGUUUUGACUUGGGUGACACAAGCAGCUAUGAUGAGGGACUGAGGAGGAGAAAUGUGCCCUCCUUUGAGGCACCAAGACCAAGAACAUCAGAUGAGGAAGAUGAGGAGGAGGAAGUGGAAUUCAAGCUGGCUGAGAAGAAGGAGGAAAAACCAUGGUUCUCCUUGAACAAAUGUAUCGUGGGUGCUCUGGUCCUGCUCUUCUUAGGUUCCCUUUUCCUCUCAGGUGACUUUGACGCCUCCGAACUGAGUGAUGGAGAACAAAGCCAGGACGGACUUAGCAGUGAUCCACAGGAUAUGAAAGAGCUAUUGGAUAAACUGACACAGGAAAACCAACAAAUCGCUCAGCUAGAGGCUCAACUACAGUCUCAGAAAGAAGAACUCGACUCAGCGCUGAAGGCAGUAGCAGCAAGCGGUGAUGAAAAGCAUAAAGCAGAUCUGGAAAAAGAAAACACAAAGUUGAAGGCGGAGCUGUCAUCUUUGCCUGACCUAAAGAAAGAGCUGGAGAGUCUGAGGGCGAGGGUGACUGAACUCAGCCAACUCACAGCUGAUCAGGAAAUGCCUCCAGCUACCUCAAGCUCAGCCCCUCAGCCUGGUGACAAAGAUGGUCAGAGUAAUCUGAAAUCAGCUGGACCUGAGAGGAGGAAGGAUAAAAAUGAGGGAGGCAGGCUGAAGGAAGAACUCCACAGGCAGAAGGUUCUUUUGGAGGAAAGCAAGAAGAGGCUGCAAGGGAUGAAAAAAGACGGAGGCGACAGGAAGCGAGUCAGGGACAGCUUGGAGGAGAUCCAGAAGAAGCUUUCUGAACAAGUUGAGAGGUGGGGGAAGAAGAAGCCACAGGAGUCCAAAUGGAAAGGGAACAAAGAGCGGGACCACUGGAAGAAAGAGGAGAAGAAGGAGUGGAGAGGUGAGAAAGACUGGAAACCUAGCAAAGAGGGAGGAUGGAGGGACAAAGAAGAGAGGAAGGAGAAGGAUUGGAAGCCUCAAAAGCAAAACACUCACAAAGAGGCAUGGAGGAAACACCAGGAUGAGUGGGAGAGGAAGAAGGAUGAGCGCAGAAUGGACAGGGAGGAGAGGAGGAAGGAGAAACCGUGGCACGGUCGGCCCGGUAAGAAGUCCCACGACCACAAACAUCAGCAGCAGCAUGACCAUCACCAGCACCGCCAGCCUCAUCAGAACAGCAACAAGGACUUCUGGAGAGACCAGGAGCAGAAGCUCAGACGGAACGUCCGCCCCCAGGUGGGCUGCAGCUCUGUGGAGGACUGCGCCGGCAAGGAAGGGCUCUACGCAGUGGAGCUACCUGAGUUCGAGGAGCUUCUGGAGGGCUACCUGAGCAAGCUCGAAGGAUCUUCACCCGAGAGCAAGGACAAGAUCCGAAAGCUGACCGCUGACUUCUUUGAGGACGGGGUGUUUAUCCACGACAGGGUUCUUUUCAGCGACUUUGCCGAGGACGUGGCGGACAUUCUGGAGGACAUGGUGGACGUUUUAGAAGAUGGGCAAAAGGACGACGACUCCCUGGAGGAGGAGAUGGAGGAGUUUGAACGAGAGGCCCUGUGGAAGUUUGCUGCCACAGCCUAAAAAAAAAAAAAGAAACAUAGAGGGGAAAAGAGUAAAAUACAACACAAAGAUACAGCAAAAGUGGUGGUUUUAUAGGACAUUUCUUGCCUACCUUCUCCUCUUCAGAGCUGUAAUUGUAGUAGAAAAAAAAGCUUCUGGUACAGAGUGGUUGUGCCUCUCAUAAACGUGUCCCUCUGAGUCUUUAAUUAUAAGCUAGACUUGUACUUGUCAUUUUGGACUUAGUUGUUGUUACCUACCUCUGUCAGGCCAUGCCUCCUAAUGCAAAGUCCUUCAGUAAUGUGUUGUGUGGAUUUUCCUCUGCUAUAUAGUGCUUUCUCAAUACCUAGUGCAUGUUGCAGUUCAUAAUGUAAACUGAUAAUAUUCAGAUCACACAAAAAGACAUGGUUUUAAGGAGAUGGUAUUUGCAAAUAAUUCUAGGGGGGUUUGGGGUUAAAUCUGUUCAUAUAUGUCAUAUAGUAUUAGGUACGUUGUCAGUGACAGAAAGACAUGUUUAACUGACUUCUUCUGGCAUUUGACUGUCUGUCCAGUGUGUGAAAAAAAACCUGCCCCUUCUCCAAGCAGGUUACGACAAAUGCUGAGAAAUUUUUGCAGAUACCAUUUGCCUCAAGUGGGGCGUAAUUGUCCAAUCCCAGAGGAUCAGAUCCCAGGUCUUUCAGUGAUAAGAAUCAGAUCAGGUCAGACCAGUUUUGCGUCAGCAGCUCUUGAGUAGAUUUGAUCAAACACACACACACAGAGUACUGUUUGAGAGCCCUAAGCGUUGGGUUUGACAGGCUAUUCAGCCUCCAACUCCCAAAUGUCAGUUGACAGCCGAUGUGUGGAAAAACCAGGAACCAGUUCGUGAAAUGCUGCUCAAAAAAAAAAAAAAAAAGCAAUAGGACAAACUAGCGAUAGCCAUAAUUGAAUUGAUAACUGCUAAACCACUUUAGCACUUUUCUCAAACAUUCACAUUUACCUAGCUGAUUUCUUCUCUCACUUUUCAUUUCUAUCAUGUUUUUUUUUUUUUUUAAUUCUACAGUAGUUCUCUUUAAAGAAGUUUUAUAAUGUAGCCAUGGGGACCUCCAACACAUGAGAACAUUCAGAGUGAAAAGUAUAGAGUUUAGUCGCCUAUAGUAAUCCCCUAAGUGUUAAUGGAUUUUUAAAUUCGCCUAAAUGAGAUUGGCAACCAAACCAGUGGGUUUUUUUUUUUUCAUUUCCUCUUAUUUUAUUAGUGGGUUGAUAUAAACCAACAUACACACAAGGAAUUUAGUGGUUAUUUGUUUUUAGAAAAACAAUGAACAUGAGAAAGCUGUUACGUUUCAUUUAGUUUUUCAAGUUUAUGCGUUGAAUGAGCCAGGCAAAAUCCAUAAAGUAUUAUAGAACUGCUUUCUAGUGGUGGCUACUUCUUUGAGACAAAAUAAUUAUUUACCUUUUUUUUUUUGUUUUUAAUUCUUGUCUUAUUUCAGUAAUUGUGAAGUUUUCCCCGUUUAGGUGGAUGUGAAGUUAAAAGCGACAGAUUGUGAUUGUUGGUUCUCAUCUUUCAGCGAUUGAAAGAAGCUUUGAAGUGUUUCAUUAUUUUAUUUAUUCUGUCACGACACUGCAACUUUUCUGUAUUUUUAAUGAGAACCACAGACUUUGUACAUGUCCCAGGCCAUACACGUCAUUGAAUGUGAAAAUGGUGAAGUUAUACAUUAUUUUGGUUUUCAGAAAUUUAGCUUGCCAGCUACUGCUUACGUGCCUUUAUUACUAUAAAUAUGUUCGAUUGGAGAAGAGGUUUUUGAUUUCAUUUGCUUCUGCAAGAUAAAGAAGAAAAGUUUACAAUCCUUGCGAUUUUACUGCUGUUUGUAGGGCAGAGAAUGAAUGUCAUAGGGUUUACACAUAAAGUGUGGAACUGAUUUUUGUUUAACAUUGAUUUCUCUGCUGUUGUACAGAGAAACUUUUUUUUUUUUUUUUUAAAGUUUUUAGACCAAAGUGAUCGGAAGAAAGCUUAAUCUAAACAAAUGAAUCCUCCUUGAAACACAUUUAUGAGAGUUUAACCAACAUUUGGGGGUUUCUUUUGUCUUUGCGGGACUACAGUAUGGCUCUGUGCUUACUGAUGAUUUAGGAACUGGCUCAGAACUGCAUGUAAUUGAUCCCUGGACAAAUGUAUUGAUAAAUUUGCAUCAUUUCUGAUUUCUCCCAUCAUCAAUGAUGUCCUCUUUUAGGAAGUCAGUGUUCAAUACAUUUUUCACCAUUAAA
Messenger RNA from Thunnus maccoyii (southern bluefin tuna), 4887 nucleotides. It is a transcript of the gene pbxip1a, whose product is annotated as pre-B-cell leukemia homeobox interacting protein 1a. The coding region runs from base 250 to 2673 and encodes 807 amino acids. The transcript has 10 exons. The record is from RefSeq and is a predicted model, not a curated record. Lineage: Eukaryota; Metazoa; Chordata; Actinopteri; Scombriformes; Scombridae.